AUGCACGCAGGGAGUCUCUCUACCGAUCCCAUUGACUUUACGUACAUUUGUUUAAUUCCUAAAAAGGAGGGGGUUGAACGGGCCAACGACUAUCGACCUAUUAGCCUGUUGAACGGGAUCCAAAAGAUCCUAUCUAAGGUCCUGGCCAACUGCCUUGAGCGGGUCAUGGAGGACCUUAUAUCCCCUUCUCAGUCGGCUUUCUUGAAAGGAAGGAACAUCACAAACGCCUUCGCGACGGUGUCUGAACUUAUUAGCUGGGGCACCAAGACGGCUGUGGAGGGGGUAGGGGUCAAGCUGUCGCCCCUGUUCUCGCGCCCUGACAUGCUUUCCCUCUUCAUCAUUCUCAAAUUUUGCGGCACCCUCGUCGCCGUCAUUGUCUAUGGCUACACAUUUUGUCGUCCACAGUCAUGCGCUCCGCUAUAG
This is a messenger RNA of Ananas comosus (pineapple), 423 nucleotides long. RefSeq lists its product as uncharacterized. The record is from RefSeq and is a predicted model, not a curated record. Lineage: Eukaryota; Viridiplantae; Streptophyta; Magnoliopsida; Poales; Bromeliaceae. The coding region runs from base 1 to 423 and encodes 140 amino acids. The transcript has 2 exons.